AUGACACAAGAACAUGCAUGUCAUAAAACCCUAGAAAAUGAUUUGAAAAUCGCACAGUUAGUUAAAGAGAUGAAAUUUUUGUUGCAUAUCGCAUUUUACGAGAUGGAUGGAGUUGCUGUUUUUGGUGAGGAUGACGGGUUGAGAGAUGUGAAGGAUAUCGUAUCCCUGAUAUGA
Molecule: messenger RNA, 174 nt
Organism: Sclerotinia sclerotiorum 1980 UF-70
Lineage: Eukaryota; Fungi; Ascomycota; Leotiomycetes; Helotiales; Sclerotiniaceae
Exons: 4
Coding region: 1-174 (57 amino acids)
Source: RefSeq, a predicted model, not a curated record